GGGUCGUGCACGUCAUCGACAAGGUCCUUGUCAACCCGCCGCCACCGGCGCCUCCCUUAGCGGCAUCGAGUACAUUAACAUCGUUGUCGACGAAUUCUGGCGACAAUGGGUUGUCCACUACCGAAUCUGCUUCCACCAGUACCGGGCUUCCAGUGUCAGGCGCUACUCAACAUUCCUCGAUGACCCCUGGCUCUAUCGUCGGAAUCGUAGCCAUCGCCGUGGUCCUCCUCCUCCUUCCCGCCGUAGCCUUGUAUGUCAUGCUAUCGAGGCGCCGUAAACGGCUGCGUCAGGAAGAAGACGGAUACCGCUCGGAUCCUGCUUUUCGGCCCACGCCGUUCUACGCGCAAGCUCCGUCAGCGGAUGCCACCAGCGGCGCGACGCCUGGCAGCAGCACUGGGAACUCGCCAUGGUCGCACCAAUCGGGGUCUUCAGUCGCACCGCCCCCUGAGGCGAAAGUGGCGUCUGAGAAGGUCGACGGCCAGUUCGACGCCCGCCACAUGCGCGAGCGGUCUGGUGCCACGGACGCCGCUGGUCCCUCGAAUGUUGUCCUACCUUCCGACAUGGUCGACCGCAUUGUGCAGCAGCUCGCACGGCGCAUCGACCGCAGGCCGGCAUCAUCGCGUACUAGGCCCCCUAGCGAACGGAGCAUGCCGCCUUCGUACUCGUCGCCCCUGCACUCGUCGCUUGGUCAUGGCCGGCAAUGAUUGCCCACUUGGAAUCGUUCACACUCGGACUUUGUUCUUGCUUUGCUCACGACGCUCAUGCGCGAUACCCUAGACUGUCCUUGAACAUUAGAUGAACCCUAUGCCCUCACUCGUUUUCAUAUUACGUGGAUCCGCUGUACAUAAUCGUUAUGCUCUCUGCUGUCACAUCUGUCGUUCGUUGUCAUAGUACAUGUAGUCAUAGUGGUAGCCAUACCCGGAGAACAAUGCAUUCUCGCUGCGCC
Messenger RNA from Phanerochaete carnosa HHB-10118-sp, 946 nucleotides. RefSeq lists its product as uncharacterized. Bases 180 to 704 code for a protein of 174 amino acids. Lineage: Eukaryota; Fungi; Basidiomycota; Agaricomycetes; Polyporales; Phanerochaetaceae. The record is from RefSeq and is a predicted model, not a curated record. The transcript is spliced from 4 exons.